AUGCAUUGCCCAGAGCAGUAUAUCAAAGAUAAUGCUAUGCAAUAUAGAGCAGCCAAAGAUAUCUCAACUACAUAUAUUGAUAAAAUGGAAUGGAAAUCUCACGAAAUAGUUUUGGACAUAGGAUGUGGACCAGGCGAUAUAACCGCAGAUAUUCUUUAUCCUAUUUUGAAAAAUAAAAUCAAAUAUUUGGUCGGUGUUGAUAAAUCAAUAGAAAUGGUAGAAUAUGCUAAAAAGACCUAUGGAUGCGCUAAUAUGGAUUUCAAAGUUCUUGAUAUUGAAAAUGCCAAUGACUGCUCUUUUUAUUCACACGGAUUUAAUAAAAUAUUUUCAUUUUUUUGCCUUCAUUGGGUUCAUAAUAAAUUUGAUUCUUUCCUUAAUAUGCAAUUAAUGUUGAAAAGUGGUGGCGAAAUUUUGAUAAACUUUUUGUUAAUUAAUCCAAUAGUUGAAUUAUAUACAUUUAUGGAUGAAGAAUGGCAAAAAUAUAUUAAAGACAUAAAGCAGAUAUCGCAAGAUUCGUAUUCACAAGAUGAAUUGAAAGAAAUGUUAAUCAAGGCUGGAUUUCGAAUUAUUAAUUUAGAAUCAACUGUAAAAAAAUAUACAUUUCCGGACUUCUCAUCACUUUUGAAUACUAUCAAAGCAGUAGAUGUAAUGUACAGUAAUUUGCCACAGCAUUUACACGACAGAUAUUCCAUACAUGUUAAAGAUAUAAUAUGUGAGAGACAAAUGGUUGAAAUAUGUUCAAUUACUGGAAAAACAAUUGUUGCAUAUCAUCCUAUUACUGUGCAUGCUGUUAAAGAUUAA
Molecule: messenger RNA, 801 nt
Organism: Rhopalosiphum maidis (corn leaf aphid)
Lineage: Eukaryota; Metazoa; Arthropoda; Insecta; Hemiptera; Aphididae
Product: juvenile hormone acid O-methyltransferase-like
Exons: 4
Coding region: 1-801 (266 amino acids)
Source: RefSeq, a predicted model, not a curated record